This is a messenger RNA of Phialemonium atrogriseum, 850 nucleotides long. RefSeq lists its product as uncharacterized. NCBI's taxonomy places the organism in Eukaryota, Fungi, Ascomycota, Sordariomycetes, Cephalothecales, Cephalothecaceae. The transcript has a single exon. The record is from RefSeq and is a predicted model, not a curated record. The coding region runs from base 23 to 739 and encodes 238 amino acids. Gene Ontology annotation, molecular function: S-adenosylmethionine-dependent methyltransferase activity.
CGCCCUCGACCCCUCACCAGGCAUGGUGGCGCAGGCGCGGGAGCUCAACGCCGGCGACACCACCGCAGCCGGGAUCGAGGUGCGGCAGGGGUCGGCCGAGGACCUGUCCCCGCUGCGAGACGGCAGCGUCGACUGCGUCGUGGCCGGGCAGGCGGCGCACUGGUUCGACUACGAGAGGGCGUGGCCCGAGCUGGCGCGGGUGGCGGUGCCGGGGGCCACGCUUGCGUUCUGGGGGUACAAGGACCACGUCAUCGUCGGGCGGCCCGCGACGUCGGAGGUGUUUGACCGGUUCACGUACGGCGAGGGGGAGGUGGCGCCGGGGAUGGAGAGCAUGGCCCGGUUCUGGGAGUUGCCCGGGAGGAACAUCCUGCGCAACUCGCUGAGCGCGGUCGUGCCCCCCCAGGAGGACUGGGAGGACGUCCGGCGGAUCGUCUGGGAUCCGGAUCGGAAGACCGCUGAGAUCGGGGACGCGGCCGAGGAGGUGCUCUGGAUGCGGAAGACGCUCAAGCUGGGAGAGCUGGAGGGCUAUACCAGGACGUACAGCGCUUUCGGCGGCUGGAAGGAUGCACAUCCAGAGUUCAGAAGCCGGGUCGAUGGCGGAGAGGGGGACAUCGUCGAUAAGAUGUACGACGAGGUCGUGGCAGCAGUGCCGGAAUGGGAGGCAGAGGGGGACAAGUGGAGGGAGAUCGAGGUCGAGGCGGUCUGGGGGACAGUGCUAUUACUGGCCAGGAGGCGAUAAUAUUGGCGUCCAGCUGUUCUGUUUCUUUUUUUUUUUUUUUUUUGCAUCUAGUUCAAUAUUCAAUGUAUACAACUGUAGGUAUUUAGCAAAUGCCUCCAAGCCAAGAUCUAU